UGCUUGAGGAGGAGGGAUGCCGGUCUGCUAAAUCAGUUACAAGAGCUAGAUAAGCAAAUAAGUGAUCUCCGCCUGGACGUGGAAAAAACAACAGAUGAACACCUUGAGACAGACAGUCGUCCAAGUUCAGGGUUUUAUGAGCUGAGUGAUGGAGCUUCUGGAUCGCUCUCCAAUUCAUCUAACUCUGUCUUCAGUGAGUGUUUAUCCAGUUGCCAUUCUAGCACUUGCUUUUGCAGCCCUUUGGAGGCAACACUGAAUAUCUCAGAUGGACGCCCUAAAUCUGCAGAUCUCAUAGGCUGGAUGGACUAUAAUAAGGAAGGCCAGCAUGAGGACCAGACUGCAGGCUCUGUCUGUCGCUCUUUGUCCACACCGCACUCAAAUUCCCUCGAUGUCGUUGCAGAUGUACAUCCAAAGUACCAGUGUGAUCUGGUGUCUAAAAACGGGAACGACGUCUACCGGUACCCCAGCCCACUCCAUGCGGUAGCUGUGCAGAGUCCCAUGUUUCUUCUCCCCGUGACUGAAAACCCCCAGCGAGAAGAGGAGAGGCUUGGUUGCGAUAUUAGCGACGUUUGCGCCAGAUCUGAAACAGACUCGGGAAAAUCCACCAACGCCUUUCUCCCGCAAAGCUCCUGGCCGGCUCCGUGCCCCUCUACCAGCAAGAGGAUAGAUGGGUACAUCUUAAGCCUGGUUCAGAAAAAGACUCACGCGGUAAGGACUAACAAACCGAGGACGAGUCUCAACGCCGAUCCCACCAAAGGCAUCUUGAGGCAUGGAAGCAUGUGCGUCAGGCAGCCCGCAGGCGUGGUGGCUCACAGUAACGUCGUGAACCUGAAGAGCUCCAAGCAAGCGUGCUUGCCUUCUGGUGGGACCACCGCUCUGGACCACGUGGCACCCUCCCCGUUAAAGCAGAGGCCGAGGGAGCCAGCGGGCGAGCAGCUGGAGAGUAGGAAGGCACCUUUGCCGGCGGCUUUCCCGCCUGGUGUAACAAGUGAACUUCAGACCAAACACCUGCCACGGGGCACCAAACCGGCACCUCUGGAGCUCAACCGCAACGCAGUGGCUGCGGCAGGGGAUGUCCCCAAGGAGAGCAGCCAGCACUUUGCUGCAUCUCCCAAAGAGAGCCCAGGGAAGCCCGUGGUGCUGCAGCCGGAGAACAGGGUGAGCCAACCUCCCAAAAAAAUCCUGCUGAAGAGCAGCUUGCAGGUGGCUCGCUCCUCGUCACCUGCUGUCGAGGAGAGGCCCGUGCUGGAUUUCAAAAGCGAGGGCUCUUCUUCCCAGAGCCUGGAUGAUGGGUUGCUGGUGAAUGCCCAGUACAUACCAGCCCAGCAGCAAAGUGUGAAGCUUCACAAAGGCACCCGAAAUGUCAAGAUUUUGAAAAGCUCCGUGCUGAAACACAGGCCCCACCUUGCCAAUGGGCUGGAAAAUGGUUCGCAGACCUUGCGGGAGAAAACCAAGACAGUCGGCAAGAAGUGCCGCUUUCCUGAUGAGUUGGAUACAAAUAAGAAACUGAAAAAACCCUCCUCGAGGGGGAAGAGAGGCAGCAACUUGCAGCCGGAGUCAGGCCUCCAGAAUCGGCAGGCUGGCCUCCACAAAUCCACCAUUCGAUCCCACGGGCAUGGCCGAGAGGUUGUGGUGGCCAAGCCUAAACACAAGCGGGCUGACUACCGCCGAUGGAAGUCGUCGGCAGAGAUUUCCUACGAGGAGGCCUUACGGAGGGCGAGGAGGAACCGUCGGGAAGGUGUAGGGGUCUACUCGCAAGUUCCUCUGCCCUACGUCAGUCCGUACGCCUACGUGGCCAGCGACUCGGAGUACUCGGCGGAGUGCGAGUCCUUGUUCCACUCCACCGUGGUAGACACGAGUGAGGACGAGCAGAGCAACUACACGACGAACUGCUUUGGAGACAGUGAGUCGAGCCUGAGCGAGGUGGAGUUCGUAGGGGAGAGCACAACCACCAGCGACUCUGAUGAGAGCGGGGGCCUUAUUUGGUCUCAGUUUGUCCAGACGCUCCCCAUCCAAACGGUCACGGCGCCAGAGCUGCAUGAAAAUGCAGCAAAGGCCUUUGUCAAAAUCAAAGCCUCCCAUAACCUCAAGAAGAAAAUCCUUCGCUUUCGGUCAGGCUCCCUGAAGCUCAUGACAACUGUCUAGUGAGGUGACUUGGUGGAAUGUAUCUGCUUCUGCUUUCAGAAGCAAGGUGCUUUUGUGUACAUAUUUCCACAGAUUUUUUUUUUUUAUACAAAUAUUUAAAACUUAAGGUAAAUUAUGUCACUUGUCUUCAGAACUUGGGUGGAUACUAGUGCCUUUUACGUGGAAAUAAAAGACCAUUAUACUCGUUUUUAAAAAAACAAAACAAAACAUAACACUGCCAUUUCAGUGGUGAACAGCCUCCAGUGCAUGGUGUCAGAAGGCUUUGAAAAAAGGCUAAUGUUUCUGGGAAUGGAUCUUCCUUGCCUGAGUUUUCCAGUGCUGGGUCUUAUACAGGAUAUCGACAGCUUAAGGUCAUAAGUUUUUAGGUGAUAAGGGGGAGGGAGUGUGGGUGGUCUUCAUACUUUUGCUUGUCCCUUUCUGCUGCUCCUGUUGCCAUAUCUUGAACUUCUUCCUCCUGGUAGUCUGGCCUGUUUUUUUUCUUGUCGAUAAUCUUCCUGAAACUCACCCCUGUCCUUCCCCAGCUUUCCCUCACCAGGAAAGGGCUCCUAUUCAAUCUGUCUCGAAGGUUAAGUUGCCUUCUCUGGAGUGCACUCUGCUUCAAUCUCCCGGGAGUUCUGCUGCAGACGGCAGUGGUGUUCAGAGUAAAGUCUUGGAGCAGCUGACCAGGGCUUAGUAACUUCAGUAUAAUGUGUACAACUGCUUUUGAAAAAAAAAAAAAAAACCCCAUAUGCAUGUCACGUGCAUGAGUAUCAGUAGUUUUAAUAUUCCUGUUGAUGUCCAAUUUACUGUACAUCAUCAAUGGCUGUUUUUAUAUAUAUAUCAUUGUGUAAAUUAAUAUAACACAUCAUAUGCUGUAAUAAACAGUCUGUUUUAAUACUUUUUUUAAAGUUUGUUGCAUUGGUGCAGACCCAGUCAAUGGUUUACUAUUGGCGUUUUCACCACUUAGAAUGUCACCAUUUAGCCAUGCAGGAAGCGGAGCAAGUUUAAAAUGUUGCUGUGGAUGUGACUUGUGCUUUGAGGGAAAUGGAUUAUCAUGGCCUCUCCUGUUCUUCCCGUAACUUGCAUUUUUUUAAGGGCAAGGUGGGAUUUAGGAGCUCAGGGACAUCUUCAGAUUGUUGGUUAUGGGCAGCUCAUGUUGCGGAGCAGAUGGAAAUGUAAUAAUAAUCCUCCUUGCUGUCAGGGUGCUUGCAGACUUUGGUUGGUACAACACAGGGGCAGAUGGUAGGUUUCUGUAACCAAAUAGAUCUCUGUAACGCAACAGGUGUCCCUCUGAAACGUCCAGUAAAUGAAUCCUGAAGAGCUGUGUGCUCUGGGAGCUGGGCUGAGUGGAGGAGAGCAUAGAUUUGCUGUCUCUGUUACCCUCUUUAGGUAUGGUAGCUGGCUGUAUCACAACCCUGACUAGGUUAUGGAAAAAAGUGACAAUUGUGUCACCCACCGGUCUCUGUCUCAGUUUUUCUUCCCAUAGGACUGGAGGUGAGUCUGCCAGAAGAGGAGAAAGGAGCUAACUGUAGACAGCACUACCUCCCCUUUCAGCGGCAGCUUUGAAGCUGCCUGGUGGGAAGGCUGGAGGUUUAUGGCAGGCAUGUCUGAUGGAGCAGGCCCAGAGCUUGAGCUAGUUUCUGCAGGUUCAUCUUCUGCUCUGGCAUCCAUGAAGCUGCGGACAUACAGCUGGCGUGGAUGCUGUGACUGGUAUGAAUUUCAGGAAUAAGUGUGCAGCCUGUCCGUUCCAUAGCAAGAUCUACUGAGCAGACACCUUUGUGGUUCCUCUGUGUCCUUCCUGCUGUCACCCACAUGAAAGGCAGGGCAGGUUUUUUUUUUCUCAGGUUUCCUUGCAUUGCAAAUGUAGGAAGGAGAGAUCCACCCAGAAUUAAAUGUCUCUGGGAGCAGCUUCUGAGACAGUGGUAACACAUUUUCUAAGUGGCAGAUUUUAUUUUUCAAUCUGCAGUGUAGUAAAUCCCUACCUAUAAAAUGUCUCUCUCAUACUAUUUUUUUACUUUUUUACUAGAGGAAUAUCAGUUUCUGUAAAUGGUCUUGCAGUGUGGUCACAAAGUUCUGGAUUGAGCCACCCAGAAAGUCCUUGCACUUCCAUCUUCCGUGAUACAGGAAGAGUUGUAACUCAUCUCAUCUGGUCAUAACUCUCCCAUUGCUUUACACAUAGAAGGGCAGCUUGUGUAGGGAUAGAUAUAUAUAUAUAGAUAUAUAGAUAUAUAUCUAUAAAAAUUUCAUAUACUGAUAGAGAAUAUCUCAUCUAGAAACUACUGGACAAUGGCUGCCACUGCAGAGAGGGGAGAUAAGCAGUGUUUGUUAUUAAACAUGGCAUUACUAAGGCUAAGCAGAACCUUAAUGCAUUCCUGUUAAUAACUGAUGGGUGUUACAUCAAACAAAGGGAAUGUCAAGAAGCUUGUCAAAGCUAGUAGUUUCUUUCCUAGAAUCUCUCAAUCAUGCCAUAUAAUCUUUCUUUGAACGAGAAAACCACGUGCAAAUCCCUGUAAAUCUCCUCAAAGGUGUAGCAGAGCAGCAGAGAGGAUCUGCAGACAUGCACUCUGUCUCUCUGCCUGUAAAGGAGCCACUGGUGAGAAGACGAACCGACCAGUGGCUUUGGGAUGAUGAGUUUUUAAUUGCCGUACUAUACAAGAUUGUCUUGUACCAGUUGAGAGAGGCUGGUUUUCGAAAGUGAGCUCCUGAAUAGUUUCUUUCUUAUCUUUUUAGAUAAUUGAAUAAUAAUAAAAAAAGAGAAUAACCACCUAAAUAUCACUAGGACCGUAUCAGCUGCAACCACUGUAUUCUGCAGUAUUCUUGCUGAAUAGCUUAAUACCAGACAGGGAAAUGGUCUGAUGCUAUCUCUAUCUUAAUUGCAUCCGAGUCUUUUCAGUUUGGAGAAGGAAUUUUCCUUUUCUUACAUGAUUUAGGUAAGCAUCCAGAAUCCUUUAAGCAGGCCUAGCUUUUUCUCUCUACAUCCUCCCCUCCCUUUUUU
This is a messenger RNA of Athene cunicularia (burrowing owl), 5119 nucleotides long. It is a transcript of the gene DACT1, whose product is annotated as dishevelled binding antagonist of beta catenin 1. Lineage: Eukaryota; Metazoa; Chordata; Aves; Strigiformes; Strigidae. Gene Ontology annotation, biological process: negative regulation of canonical Wnt signaling pathway; negative regulation of JNK cascade; regulation of Wnt signaling pathway, planar cell polarity pathway. The coding region runs from base 301 to 2145 and encodes 614 amino acids. Gene Ontology annotation, cellular component: cytoplasm. The transcript is spliced from 3 exons. The record is from RefSeq and is a predicted model, not a curated record.